CGCCCCGCGGCCGCGGCUGCGGACGCUAUAAGAGAGCGGCGGUCGCGGCGCGCCCUGCGCGGAUCCCGGAGCGCGAUGGUCAGCCGCCGCGGCGCGGCAAGAUGCUGGAUGGGUCCCUUCUGGCGCGCUGGCUGGCCGCGGCCUUCGGGCUGACGCUGCUGCUCGCCGCGCUGCGCCCUUCGGCCGCCUACUUCGGGUUAACAGGCAGUGAACCCCUGACUAUCCUCCCUCUGACCCUGGAGACCGAGGCUGCGGCCCAAGCACACUACAAGGCCUGUGACAGGCUGAAGCUGGAACGCAAACAGCGUCGCAUGUGCCGCAGGGACCCAGGCGUGGCUGAGACACUGGUGGAGGCUGUGAGCAUGAGUGCACUGGAGUGCCAGUACCAGUUCCGCUUUGAGCGCUGGAACUGCACCCUGGAGGGCCGCUACCGAGCUAGCCUGCUCAAGCGAGGCUUCAAGGAGACUGCCUUCCUCUAUGCCAUCUCUUCUGCGGGCCUGACCCAUGCAUUGGCCAAGGCAUGCAGUGCAGGACGCAUGGAGCGCUGUACCUGUGACGAAGCCCCUGACCUGGAAAACCGUGAGGCCUGGCAGUGGGGUGGCUGUGGAGACAACCUCAAGUACAGCAGCAAGUUUGUCAAGGAGUUCCUGGGCCGGCGGUCUAGCAAGGAUCUGCGAGCCCGAGUAGACUUCCAUAACAACCUCGUGGGUGUGAAGGUGAUAAAAGCUGGAGUAGAGACUACCUGCAAAUGCCAUGGCGUAUCUGGCUCCUGCACAGUGAGGACCUGUUGGCGGCAGCUCGCACCCUUCCACGAGGUGGGCAAGCACCUGAAACACAAAUAUGAGACAGCGCUCAAGGUGGGCAGCACUACCAAUGAAGCCACCGGCGAGGCUGGUGCCAUCUCUCCACCACGGGGCAGGGCCUCUGGGUCAGGAGGUGGUGACCCACUGCCCCGAACACCAGAGCUGGUGCACCUGGAUGACUCUCCCAGCUUCUGCCUGGCUGGCCGCUUUUCCCCUGGCACUGCAGGCCGCAGGUGCCACCGUGAGAAGAACUGUGAGAGUAUCUGUUGUGGCCGUGGCCACAACACACAGAGCCGUGUGGUGACAAGGCCCUGCCAAUGCCAGGUGCGCUGGUGCUGCUAUGUAGAGUGCAGGCAGUGUACACAGCGAGAGGAGGUCUACACCUGCAAGGGCUGACCUGAGGCCCAGUGGCCCUACCGUAAGGGCUAGGGGCUUUGCACACAGUACCUGAAGAGUUCUACACCUGCAGGAGCUGACCCCUGGGCUCUGCCCAGCCCUUCUACAGGGGUGUAGGCGUUGCACAUAGUGCAAGGGCUCUUAGCCUGCAAUAGAGUAAGCCCUGCAGGCCCAGCCUAUCCUGCUGUGUGGGGCACAUGUGUCACAACAACACAAAAGGUCUGCAAGGAAGGAGAGGUGCCCCUAGCACACUUGGGCCCUGGUAUGCGUACAGCUGGUUGGCUGUCUAACUUCUCAAAGGCCCAGAGGGAGGGCUGGCCCCUGUCUGGCCUCCUCAACCCUUUUGCUUAUGCCUUGGGCCUGAGCUUCCUCCCCUUGACCCGAGAGCGUUGCAGUAAUGCUUUCUCAGUUUCUCAGUUGCCUCCGUCUCUGACACAUCAGUCCCGAGUGUAGCCCUUGUCAGGGACCAGUGUGUUAACUGGCCCUCCCUGCCUCUCGGCUUCUGCUGAGGCUUGGAGGGCAGGUGCACCUUCAUAAUCACACGGCUGCCGUUCUGGCCCAGCAGCCUGAUGCCAGCACUGUCUUCAGAGAGUCAAACCACUAGGAGAGAGCAGCCACUCCAUCUCCAGGGCCCAGCCUCUGGCCCUCUGACCCUGAGCACUUCCUUGGAGUAUCAGUGACUUUUAAAUUAUUAUUAUUUAACUGAUAUAGUAAUUAUUAUUUUCUUUAUGCCCUUGCCUCCUAAUCUGUGGCUUUUUCCUUUAACCUGCCCCAGGCCCAGCCAAGCCAACCUGGGAGGCCCUGCCUUCCUGUUCCUCUGUACUCUCUUCUGCUUGCUCUAGUUUGAAACCACUAAAUCAAGGUCAUGUUUGGAAAGAAAGCAAUGGAGCCUAGCCAUGGCCCUCAGGGCUUCUGGAAACCCACUCCCCCAUUCUACCUUACCUGGGCGUUAGAGGCCCUUAGUGUGGCCCCUGCUCUGUACCCUGUAGGUGUUGUGACCAGGUUGUUGGAUAUGGGUUGUGGGGUCUAGAGUGCUGGAGGCAUGGGCCUUGUGACAGAGGCAGGAUUAGCUUUCGAAUGUCCAUCUCAGGAAGCCACACUUGCUCUGUGUCACCAAGGAAGGUAGGGAGGGACAGACACACUUGCUGUCAUCAGGUCUUGCUGAUGUCUUUGCAGGGGAAAGGUGGCUACACUGAGCUGGUGAGGAGUGUGUGUGCAUGGGUGUGUGAGUGUGUGAGUGUAUGUACUCUGAGCAGUCAUGAUCAGCAUCCAGUUGGCCUGCGCCCCUCUGCAAUAUGGUGACUCUUUGGCUCCCAGAAAGCCCGGCCUUAGGUUUGUGUGGGAAUCCCGUGGCUACAUAGAUUGGAGCGUGGGCUGGUGGCAGGCAUGGAGAAAGAAACUACUGAGGAAGGAGUGGCUCCCUUGGAGCUCCAGGAGUCCAGAAUGCCCAAGCAUGGGGUGGUGGUAGGACUGUGUCUUAAAAGGAAACCUAUUUAUGUGGAUGAGGGCCUCUGGUCCCUAUUGGAAGUGUAAAUAGCAAAGUUUAUUCUCCUGUGGUUCAUGACAGCCUACCAAUGAAUGCCACGUUUCCAGGAUGAGGGUAUGAGUGGCAGUAUGCAGUGGCUGGUGGCUGGGGAGUGCAGCCAGCACUUCUCAGCUGUCUGUAAUCCAGUCACAGUGUCACCACAGACUGGAGCUUUAUCUCUGUCGGAUCUGGGGAAAGGAGCCUACCAGUUCAGAGGAAUAUUUUUUACCGAAUACCACAUUUAGCUCUAUGUCCUCAAUAUUCAGAAAAGGAUUUUUUAAAACAAGGCAGAAUGAGAAUGUCUGCCGGCUGGUUUUUUUCUGUAUAAAUAUAUACUAGAAUGUCUUUCUGGAUGAAGCAACUCCCACAGGCCAGAGCCUCUUUGAUCUUCUUCUCUUCUAUGGGCAGUAGAGUGAGCGGCUGCCCUGCUCCCGCGGCCCGGCCACCCAGGGUAUGCUGGCUCUGAGGCUUACUGCUGGCCCGCCUGGCCGGGCAAUGGACCCACAAGGGAGCGCUGUCUUUGUGUGGAGUCUUGUGCAGCCUGUGAUUUCUCUACCUCAUCUGUGUGGCGAGUAGGUGUGAACCUGAGUGACUGCAGAGAAUGUAUUUAUUUAACAGCUUUGUGUAACAAAACCAGAAACAAAUGGAAACACUAAAUAAAUGUAUUUUAAAUUAUACAUAA
Molecule: messenger RNA, 3406 nt
Organism: Phodopus roborovskii (desert hamster)
Lineage: Eukaryota; Metazoa; Chordata; Mammalia; Rodentia; Cricetidae
Gene: Wnt9a
Product: Wnt family member 9A
Exons: 4
Coding region: 102-1199 (365 amino acids)
Biological process (GO): multicellular organism development; canonical Wnt signaling pathway; cell fate commitment
Cellular component (GO): extracellular region
Molecular function (GO): frizzled binding; cytokine activity
Source: RefSeq, a predicted model, not a curated record